Echinococcus granulosus is the source of this 2577-nucleotide messenger RNA. Its product is annotated as Tetratricopeptide repeat protein 7B. Gene Ontology annotation, biological process: protein localization to plasma membrane; phosphatidylinositol phosphate biosynthetic process. Gene Ontology annotation, molecular function: protein binding. The transcript is spliced from 13 exons. The record is from RefSeq and is a predicted model, not a curated record. Bases 1 to 2577 code for a protein of 858 amino acids. NCBI's taxonomy places the organism in Eukaryota, Metazoa, Platyhelminthes, Cestoda, Cyclophyllidea, Taeniidae. Gene Ontology annotation, cellular component: plasma membrane.
AUGUAUGUUUCGCGCGCAUCUAGGUCUCGAAAGUCACGACUUGAGCUCGAGAUUGAAAAGCAUCGUGCCGAGGGUAAUUUUAACAAGGCUCUUGAGCUGGUCUGUGCAUUCAAAGGCGAGCGUAGUGGCUUGAAUGUCUGUCUCUACAAUCUGGUAUUUUGCGAGAGCCGCCUCAUUCUUUCUGAAAAGGAGUGCACCUAUGCCAUCGAUUUCAAGGCCGUGGAGGCGGCCGUUGAAGCCGCUCUACGGAACGCUGAUGAUCAAUACAGAUAUGAGGCGACAAUUUUAAAAGCGAAGAUAGCAUUUAUUCAGGACCACUAUGCGAAGGUCGUCGAACUGCUAACAACCGGUGGCAUUGACCUUAAAAAGGUGCGGAUCGAUUCCUAUGCAUCGCGGUUUGCUUGCCUCCUGUCGGAGGGAUUCGCCAUGCUUGGAAUCUCCAAGGAACGGCUGCUCUCCACUCGACCGAACCUCGAAUCAGAUGAAGGUGUCAGUGAUGAGAUUUACGAGCUCUACGAGUUGGCUGGUAGCGUGUGCAUCCGCUACCUGCAGGAGGUGGAACCGACCCUGCCCGAGAGCCUUCAGCCCAUCGGUUUGCCAAAAUCGGUAGAUACCGCUAUCAAGAGACAGGUUGUUGGGUCGCUUCAGCAAAAUGACAUGACUGAGGCGGUACAGAAAUUUCGUUCCCUUUUGCGCUACGUGGAGACACCGUCAACAAAGUCACUUCGUCAGUCUUUGGCACGUCAACUGGCCGAACUUCUUCUGCGUGUCGUGUGCACCGGAAAAUACUACAAAUAUAUAGCCUCGUCCGAACGCGACUUGAAUGGUAAACCUCGUUGCUAUCCGGCAGAUGCUUAUGUCCCGGAUGAUCAGCUGCAGGAGGCUAUUCUGAUGCUUCUUAUUUCCGAGUAUAUCGCUAGUCAAGAUGUGAUUCUGAAUCGAUCUUCUGAUUUGGCUGAGGAAAGAAUUAAGACCGUAAAUGAAACCAUCGUCAUCUACGACCUGUUAGCCAUCGCUCUUACGUUAGAACGCGCGCUGAAGUUCUCCUAUCAAGAAUUUCAAAUCUGGUAUCAAUUUGCUCUCUCAUUGGUAGCCUCUCAAAAGUACUAUCGAGCCUAUUUAGUUCUUCGAGAAUGUCAACGGAUUGAUCCCAGCAACCCUUCUAUCUGCCUACUUGCGAGCUCACUUUGUUUGGGCCGCCUUCAUUUGAUUGAAGAGGGUAUUUUCUUCGCCAAAAAUGGGGUUGAGAUCGCUUCCAAGGCAGAGGACACGUAUUUGUGUGCCAGGUCCCAUCUGAUGUUGGGUUGGGGGUAUUCAAUCUCUGCAAGGGAAUGUCAAAUGUUACCACGUAAAGUCGAACUGCAACAACAAGCCAUUGAGGAGUACACUGCGGCGACUAAAUCGGAUCCUGAGGACUAUCUAGCAUGGUAUCAUCUUGCGGUAGAACUGGCCAUCAAGCGGAAAAUCGUGCAGGCAUUGAAGGCUUGCCAGCGGUCCAUUCUCUUGGCACCAACGCAACCUGAAACGAUCCGUCUUUUGGCUCUCCUCCACACUGCCUCCGCCUCAUUGUCUUCCUCCACUAACUCCACAUCAACCACAGUUUCCUUAGGUGGUGGACGGCAUGCACAUUUGUACCAAGCCGUGAGGGCUCUCCAUAGCGGUCUCGCCGACCGUCCGCAUGACUUCUCACUUCUCUUUACCCUUGCCAAAGUGGAGGCCGAGUUCCACGGUCCUGAGGCUGGACUGAAGGUCUACAUGCACCUCAUCGACACCUGGUGCGACUGCUUCCCACAAUUCCAGGGUCAGCGACUUGAAACUGGAAGCACGGGGUUAGAAUGUUUGCGGGAUGCACCGCUGGUUCCUAGUGAGAACUCGGCACUGGAUCUUUGCGCCUCGGAGACAGAGUGUAACAUGACGAGUGACGGUACCAUGAACUGUGAACAUAUCGCUCUUCUCCCCUCCAACCGACUGGAGACGAUCCUCACCGAGCUUGCCUCAGGUGGUAGUGGUAGCGGCGCUGCACAAAACGGCUCUCCCGUGCAGCCCCAAACCACAUCCUUCUUUGGAGCAGUUGGUGCGGACUUCUCUCCUCAGGCUUUGCUUGCCAAAAUCCUCGGUUGUAUGGCGGAGCUUUAUUUAGAGUCUGGGAGAAUUGAAGAUGCACAAGACUGCGUAGCAGAGGCGGUUUCCUUAUCUCAAAUAAACCACGAGUUACUAUACUUGCGUGGUCGUAUAUUCGAGGCCACAGGCAGACUCGAGGAGGCGCGAACGAUGUAUGAAAGCGCCAUCGCAAUUAACCCAUCGCACAUAAAAUCUCUCUAUAGCCUGGCAAACACAUUAAAACAAAGUGGACAGUAUAUCCUAGCUGAACAGGCGUUACGUGACGCACUGGCGGUUGACUCGACGAACUCUCGCGUCUGGCGCCUCCUCGGGGAAGUUCUAUCUGGUGGUGAAACCUCCAAUGACCCCGCGUCCAAAACUAUUGCAACGACCGCAUUCCUGAGUGCUAUCGAGUUGGAGCAAACGGAACCCCUGGAGCCGUUCUACACUCUUCGUCUCGGAGUUCAUUGCAGUUGA